Molecule: messenger RNA, 730 nt
Organism: Closterium sp. NIES-67
Lineage: Eukaryota; Viridiplantae; Streptophyta; Zygnematophyceae; Desmidiales; Closteriaceae
Source: the annotation of a GenBank genome assembly
UAGGAAUGCAAUUAGGGUCUCUCUAGUGACUCCUCCCCGUUCCAUGAUUCAAUCGCGACGAUCUUAGCAAGGAGACUAGUGGCGGCGAUUCCACUGUAGCGCGUUCUCGUUGUAAGAGAUGGCGGUGCGAGGAGUGUGGCAGCUAAAACGGCUGAUCGUCAACCACUGCGACUUCUCCGGCAGUAGCCGCGGCGCGAGGGAGUUUGUGGCGUCCCUCCUGCCGCACUUCACAGAGGGGAACCCCCAGUUGGCGGUGGAGGCUGUUGUGAGGAGGGGCAAGCACCCAAACCUGCACGCAGAAUACGUGAAUGGGAGGGAGAGGGUGGUUGACGUGAAGAAUCAGGAAGCGGAGACCAUUCUUAUCCAGGCUUUAAGGUUGCGGAACUCCACUGGGCGAAAAGUGGUCAAAUUGAAGACAAGGCACGAGUCGGCACGGCCUAGCAUUCAAGGAAUGUGGACACCUGAGUUGCAAGCCCAGCUUAGAUCACAAGCAGCGUCUUAGAGUCUAGGAGUGCUUGUAUUGGGGGAAAUCAUACCUAAUGGUUUUUCUCUUCCAAGCAGCCUGAUGGGGUCUAGGAGUGCUUGUAUUGGAGGCCUUAUACUGGAUAGGAUGGCCCUCAUCCAACGAGACUCUUCUAUUCCAACAGGUUUCUAGCAUUGUGUUGUGCUGCAGUGUGUGAUCGACCAUGUGCGUGCCACUAUUGUCCACUACUAAACCGAGUGAACUUUG